Tetrahymena thermophila SB210 is the source of this 912-nucleotide messenger RNA. RefSeq lists its product as hypothetical. The record is from RefSeq and is a predicted model, not a curated record. Lineage: Eukaryota; Ciliophora; Oligohymenophorea; Hymenostomatida; Tetrahymenidae. Gene Ontology annotation, biological process: SCF-dependent proteasomal ubiquitin-dependent protein catabolic process. The transcript is spliced from 10 exons. Gene Ontology annotation, cellular component: SCF ubiquitin ligase complex.
AUGGAUUCAUAAUAAGAAAAAUACUUACAUUCUUUAGAAGAUUUACAUAACCUAAACUUUAAUGUGCUGAAAAAAUUACAAAUAAAUUAAAACUCAUCAAAAAAAGAACAAUUCAAGUUUAAAUACCUUGAAGAUUGCAUUCUAAAAAGUGAAAAUUUAGAGGAAUUAAAUUUAAGCUUUGAUAAAAGUUUUGUAGAUGAUAAUUUUUUUGAGGAUAUUAUUUCAACAAUAGGAAAUUCUACGUCCUUAAAAAGUUUGAGCUUAUCUUUUGAAUUAAAUCAGAUAACUAGCAAAGGAAUAAUGAGUCUUGACUCAAAUCAAAAGUGCUUUAAAAAAUUAAAAAAGCUAGAGUUAUUCUUAAAUUCCAAUAAAUUAGAAGAUAAGGCACUAGAAUAUUUUUCAUAAUUUAUUUUAGGCUGUAGCUCCCUUGAAACAAUUAAUCUUAUAUUUAACAAUAAUAAAAUAUCUGAUGAGGGCAUUAAGUUUAUUUAAUAAAGUAUCCCAAAGUUAUAAAAUAUUAAAAAAAUUGUGCUCUUCUUAUCAGGGACUUUUGUUACUGAAAAAGGAUUCUCUGGCUUAGUGAACAGCUUCUCAUAAUGCCAAAAUCUUUAAAAUUUACAUUUACAGCUAAUCAAAGUGCCUUUAAAAUUAUGUGAGAGUAAAGAUUCAUUUGAUUUUUAUUGCUAUAAGAAUCUCUACUAACUUACAUUAAAUUUAGAUUAGUUGAAAUUAAAAUAAAAGGAACUUGAAUAGUUUGCAAAAUAUUUAAAGAUUUAGCAGAGUAUAAGAUACCUAAAAUUAACAAUAAGCAAUUAUUAUUAUUAUUAAGCUGAAAAAAAAUAAACAUAAUUGAUUAUAUUAAAUAAUAUUUACAAAAUCAAGCGAUUAGUUUUUAAAUUUUUACUAGUAUGA